CUAAUUUAAAAAUCCCACCGUUUCCCAACCUAUAGCUGCCCUAUAAAUCUCCUCAAUCCUCACUCUUUGCUUAAGUAAUUUGCUCCCUUUUUCUCAAUAAACCAGAAGUAACAAGCAAAAUAGAAAUAGCGAAAAAGAGAUAAAGAUGCUCACAACAGAGAAACCCCGCAAGUGCCCGACCAUGCCGGAGGUCAUCGACGAACUAAAGAAAAUGACGGACAUAGGCUUCCCUAUAGUUGCUAUGAGCUUGGUUGGUUAUCUGAAAAACAUGAUUUUAGUUGUAUGCAUGGGAAGGCUAGGAAGUCUUGAGCUCGCUGGUGGUGCUUUAGCUAUUGGCUUCACCAACAUCACAGGCUACUCAGUCUUAUCAGGCCUGGCGAUGGGGAUGGAGCCAAUUUGUAGCCAAGCUUUUGGUUCAAGAAACUUAUCAGUAGCAUCUCAAACUCUACAAAGAACGAUUGUCAUGUUACUUCUUGCUUCACUACCUAUUGGCUUAAUAUGGGUUAAUCUUGAACCUCUAAUGCUAUCCAUCCAUCAAGAACCUGAUAUAACCAAACUUGCAAGUAUAUAUUGCCGUUUCUCCAUCCCAGAUCUUAUUGCCAAUAGUCUUUUACAUCCUUUACGCGUAUAUUUACGUAGUAAAGGAACAACAUGGCCAUUAAUGUGGUGCACUUUGAUCUCCGUUGUUCUACAUCUACCCAUUACUAUAUUCUUAACAUUUUAUCUUCAUCUUGGAGUACCAGGAAUUGCAAUUUCCACUUUUAUCUCCAAUUUUAAUACCCUUUUAUUUAUUUUAUGCUACAUGUAUUUUACUCGUGUUCCUAAAGAUGGGGAGUCUCUAUAUGUUCCACUCUCACCAACCCCGCUGUCUUCAACUCCUUCAAUAGGUGAAGAAUGGGGAAUUCUACUUCGAUUGGCUAUACCGAGUUGUUUAGGUGUUUGUUUAGAAUGGUGGUGGUACGAAUUCAUGACAAUUCUUGCUGGAUACUUAUCUGAGCCUCGCGUAGCUUUGGCAACAUCAGCGAUAGUGAUUCAGACAACAUCACUUAUGUACACAUUGCCUACAGCACUAAGUGCAUCAGUGUCGACCAGAGUAGGGAACGAGCUCGGAGCAGGAAGACCAGAAAAGGCACGAUUGGCAACCGCAGUAGCAGUAGGAUCAGCACUAGUAAGUUCAUUAUUUGGCUUGCUAUUAACAACUCUAGGAAGAGAAGCAUGGGCAAGAGUAUUUACAGAAGAUGAACGAGUUCUAAAGCUAACCAUGGUGGUACUACCGGUAAUUGGAUUAUGUGAGCUAGCAAAUUGUCCACAAACCACAAGUUGUGGGAUUUUAAGAGGAAGUGCUAGGCCAGGAAUUGGGGCAGGGAUCAACUUUUAUUCCUUUUACCUGGUGGGUGCACCAGUGGCCAUACUAUUAGGCUUUGUCUGGAAAAUAGGGUUCGUGGGGCUAUGUUAUGGACUUCUAGCGGCUCAAGUUACUUGCGUAGUAUCAAUCUUAACGGUUGUAUACAAGACAGACUGGGAAAGAGAGUUGUUAAAGGCCAAAGACUUGGUGGGAAAAAGUGACGCAUUAGCACAUGCAAUAAACCAAACAGUGAAAUGUGAAGAAGAAGGGGUAGGGUUUCUGAAAGCAAACCAGAGCAGAGCAUGCACUGCUAGUUGUUGAUUUUUCAAAAGUGAACAAUCGAAUAGAAA
This is a messenger RNA of Jatropha curcas, 1695 nucleotides long. RefSeq names its product MATE efflux family protein. Gene Ontology annotation, molecular function: antiporter activity; xenobiotic transmembrane transporter activity. The record is from RefSeq and is a predicted model, not a curated record. Lineage: Eukaryota; Viridiplantae; Streptophyta; Magnoliopsida; Malpighiales; Euphorbiaceae. Gene Ontology annotation, cellular component: membrane. Gene Ontology annotation, biological process: xenobiotic detoxification by transmembrane export across the plasma membrane.